CUAAUUCACAGUUGAUUUCAAAGAUGAACGUCUUCAGGACCUUCGCGUUGUUUUGCAUUGCAUUGCUUGUUUCUCAAGCUAGGGCGUCGUCCGAAGCACUGUCCGAGGAGGAAGAAGACACAGAAGAAAAUAACUCAAUUCGUGAAAGGGAGAGGUUAAAAGCUGAAGCAGAUGCGGAGCAGAGGCGGGAGUAUCCCGAGAUGUAUGGUGAUGCGGAACAAGGUGAUAUGAUUAUACCCAAAGAGGAGCUGGAAGAAUUAAAGAGACUUGCCAAAGUGGGUGGCCAUGGUAAAUAUAGGACGUCAAUAUUCAAUAGUGCAUACUUUAGUUAUGGCGGUACGUAUGGUUACGGUUGGAUUUACUAUGGGUUAGGGCGCAUACCAUAUUAUGUUACCCCGGACUUCAAGCAGAGAACUGCAGCCGAAGGCAACGGAUCGCAUACACCUUACGAGAUUUUUAUGGACGCAAUUGCAUACAUUAAGAAUGAGGUUGCGUGCGUAGACUUUUUCCCAUUUGAGGGAGCAACAACACCAUACUACGUAUUGGUUGACUAUGGAGCUAGUUGCCAAGCUGAGAUUGGCUGCAGAAUGAAAAGUGGACAAAAAUUAGAUCUUGGACCAUACUGCACCUUCAAAAGGGGAACUGUUUUACACGAAAUAAUGCAUGUACUUGGAUUUUAUCAUGAGCACACGCGACAAGACAGGGAUUCUGAGGUUACAGUGCACCUUGAAAACGUAGAGACAAGUCCAAAUGACAGAAGAUCUAAUUUUGAUGUUGUAUCAACCGACUUUGUGGAUCAUUCACCUGUCUAUGACUGCGGAUCCGUCAUGCACUAUACACACAAUGCGUAUAGCACCGACAAGUUUUCCCUGGAUACGAUCACUGGGAAGACAACAGCAUGUAGGAAUGUAAUGGGACAGAGGGUUGAUUUUAGUCCGAUAGAUAAAGCAACACUUGCUGCGAAAUAUGGCCCACCCUGUCCGGCAUAGACUUACAUUCAUUCAUUUCAUUUUGUUUGCACAACAAUAGUAUAUAACAUAGAAGAAAUCGUUGAUUGUGAAUAAGAACGAGUUUUGUUAUGAAUCUAAACACAUUGGUGAAAAGAGACCGUACAGAUGAAAACCAUAUCAAAAAGCACAAGUUUCUAGAAAACAAGCCCGUAUUAAUGUUGUCGCCUUUUCGAAAUUAAAUCGAUUGACGUUGAAUUAGAACCCACGCUUGAAUCCAAUAAGUUUGACUUUUUCCCAUAGCUGUAUCAUUUUCAAAUGACUCCAGUUACCCCCUUUAUAUUGCACAUGGUUUAUUUUCUCGACAUGGUACAAACCAUCGUGAUAAAGACGGUGGAGGCAUCGGGUUCUUUAUCAAAAAUGAUGUCACCAUACUCAAUGUCUUCAUUUUUAAGAUUAAGCCUUUUGAGAGAUACUGGUUUACUUAGUUUAAAAAUUCCAAAUAAAAAUUGAGGAAGUAGCAUAUUUUCUUCCGUUGAUAUCAUAGGCCAGUUACUGGUUAAGCCUCC
Molecule: messenger RNA, 1516 nt
Organism: Owenia fusiformis
Lineage: Eukaryota; Metazoa; Annelida; Polychaeta; Sabellida; Oweniidae
Source: the annotation of a GenBank genome assembly